AGUGAGUUGCGUAAGACUGGUUUGCUUUGUCCGCUGUGCGAAACCCAUACGGAAUUUCUCAAAGAAAAUAAACGUUUAAAAGAAAAAUUUGAAGCUGAACUUCGAAAAAAAGGUUAUAUGGUUGAGAAUGAACCUAAUCCCGACAUUAUUGAUUUAAUUUAUUCCGACAACGAUAAAGAUACAAUCGCUUAUCAUAGAGAAACUCCCGAAUUCAAAAUUUACACUCGUUUCAAAUACCGUACAGAAAAGAGUGUUGGGUUUGAUACUAUAGAGCGAGUAUACUUUGUCCUUAACGAAUAUUAUGAUGACCGUUAUGGGUUCAUUAUUACAACCACUAGAUUUUCUACAAAUGCCGUAAAAACGCUUGAGAAAAUCAAGCAUGCAGAUAUAACUUUAUGUAAUGGUGAGGAAGAUGCGAUUAAUGAAAUUGAAAAAAAACGGCAAGAAUUUAUUAG
Messenger RNA from Dentiscutata erythropus, 455 nucleotides. The record is from the annotation of a GenBank genome assembly. Lineage: Eukaryota; Fungi; Glomeromycota; Glomeromycetes; Diversisporales; Gigasporaceae.